GCGCCGGGAGGGCUCCGGGAGCGCCGCGCCGCGCCCGCCGCCAUGUCCGACUUCGACGAGUUCGAGCGGCAGCUGAACGAGAACAAACAAGAGCGGGACAAGGAGAACCGGCACCGCAAGCGCUCCCACAGCCGCUCCCGCAGCCGCGAUCGCAAACGCCGCAGCCGCUCCCGGGACCGGCGCAACCGAGACCAGCGCAGCGUCUCCAGGGACCGCCGGCGGCGCCGGUCACCCCUGAGCCUUUCGGGCCCCCUGAGCCGCUCCCCCCGGCACGAGAAGAAGAAGAAAAUCCGCAAAUAUUGGGAUGUGCCCCCCCCCGGCUUCGAGCACAUCACCCCCAUGCAGUACAAGGCCAUGCAGGCGGCCGGGCAGAUCCCGGCCACGGCGCUGUUGCCCACCAUGACCCCGGACGGGCUGGCCGUCACCCCCACGCCCGUGCCCGUGGUGGGCAGCCAGAUGACGCGGCAGGCGCGGCGCCUCUACGUGGGCAACAUCCCCUUCGGCAUCACCGAGGAGGCGAUGAUGGAUUUCUUCAACGCUCAGAUGCGCCUGGGGGGGCUGACCCAGGCCCCCGGGAACCCCGUCCUGGCCGUGCAGAUCAACCAGGACAAGAACUUCGCCUUCCUCGAGUUCCGCUCGGUGGAUGAGACGACGCAGGCGAUGGCGUUCGACGGGAUCAUCUUCCAGGGGCAAUCCCUGAAAAUCCGCCGGCCCCACGACUACCAACCCUUGCCAGGGAUGUCUGAGAACCCCUCGGUUUAUGUACCUGGUGUGGUGUCCACGGUGGUCCCGGACUCUGCGCACAAACUCUUCAUCGGGGGCCUCCCCAAUUACCUGAACGACGACCAGGUGAAGGAGCUGCUGACGUCCUUCGGGCCGCUCAAGGCCUUUAACCUGGUCAAGGACAGCGCCACCGGGCUCAGCAAGGGCUACGCCUUCUGUGAGUACGUGGACAUCAACGUCACCGACCAGGCCAUCGCGGGGCUCAAUGGGAUGCAGCUCGGGGACAAGAAGCUGCUGGUGCAGAGGGCGAGCGUCGGCGCCAAGAACGCCACCCUGAGCACGAUCAACCAGACGCCGGUGACGCUGCAGGUGCCGGGUCUGAUGAGCUCGCAGGUGCAGAUGGGCGGUCACCCCACGGAGGUGCUGUGCCUGCUCAACAUGGUGCUGCCCGAGGAGCUGCUGGACGACGAGGAGUACGAGGAGAUCGUGGAGUACGUGCGCGACGAGUGCGGCAAGUACGGCACCGUCAAAUCCAUCGAGAUCCUGCGGCCCGUGGACGGCGUCGAGGUGCUGGGGUGCGGAAAGGUGAGAUAUUUCGUGGAAUUCACCUCGGUGUUCGACUGCCAGAAGGCCAUGCAGGGCCUGACCGGCCGCAAGUUCGCCAACCGCGUGGUGGUCACCAAGUUCUGCGACCCCGACUCGUAUCACCGCCGCGACUUCUGGUAG
Poecile atricapillus (Black-capped chickadee) is the source of this 1449-nucleotide messenger RNA. Its product is annotated as splicing factor U2AF 65 kDa subunit-like. Gene Ontology annotation, biological process: mRNA processing. The record is from RefSeq and is a predicted model, not a curated record. Gene Ontology annotation, molecular function: pre-mRNA 3'-splice site binding; poly-pyrimidine tract binding. Gene Ontology annotation, cellular component: nuclear speck; nucleus; U2AF complex. Lineage: Eukaryota; Metazoa; Chordata; Aves; Passeriformes; Paridae.